Messenger RNA from Melampsora larici-populina 98AG31, 933 nucleotides. RefSeq lists its product as uncharacterized. The transcript has 7 exons. Bases 1 to 933 code for a protein of 310 amino acids. The record is from RefSeq and is a predicted model, not a curated record. Lineage: Eukaryota; Fungi; Basidiomycota; Pucciniomycetes; Pucciniales; Melampsoraceae.
AUGCUAGAUCCUGGCGCACCUGGAGUCACGAAGCAAAUGAUGCUCGAUUGGCUCCGAAAAAAUCAUCCAAAAUCUCCGAUUCCAUCAACUUUCAACAAGAACCAGGCCGCAGUCAAAGUACGGGAGAAACAGCCUGAGUUCUUCCCAGACCCAAAAAGUGAUAGGCCUGCAACGUUUAUACACGGAGAUCUCAUAUUUGGCUCAUCUCGAAUUGGCACAAGUGGUCCAGACAUGCGGUCUCGACUUCCUUCAUCAAAGGAAACCAAGCCAAUUUUGCCUCAGCCCAGUCGUGAGGAAACCAAGCCGAGUUUUCCUCAGCCCAGUACUGUCCCUGAAGCUUCAAUGGACACCCCAGUGAAACGAGCUGCUUUGCCCACUCCAACCAUCGUCCUCCAAAACGCUCUAAUAUCAAAGAAUAUGAAGGAUAAGAAGGGCAAGAAAGUUGCAUUUUUGCAAGCACCAACUCGAGUGGCAUCAAAAUCAGUAGUUGAUGUCAUGGAAUUGACUAGCCAGCAUGAUAUCAAUUUACUUCGCCGUGAAGCUCCAGCAAUGAGCCCCUUGGCUCACCAGAUUGUCCCCUCACCGCUUAUUGAACAACGAGAUAUGCUUGAAGUUAAACCCAAGAUUCAACCGACACACGAUCUGAUUGAUCUAUCGGAUGGCGAUUUGCUGUCCGUUGGGAACUUAAAAAUCAAUGUGCCUCCACUCAGAUUCCCCACUUCAAAGGUCAAGUCAGGUGUGGAUGUGUUCCAUGAGGAACAAGCCCGAGCUGAGAAAGUUGAUGUACUUGAAGCAUCAGUCGCGGAGCUAUUGAAUAAGAUAGAAUGUGUCAAGAGGCAGGCCUCAGACAACAUGGCUCAGUUGGAAGAUGAAAAAUGGAAGAGAGGAAAGUUGACCUGUAUUCUUGAUACUUUGAUAUAUUUCAAAUUUUGA